Messenger RNA from Penicillium riverlandense, 1020 nucleotides. RefSeq names its product serine hydrolase domain-containing protein. Lineage: Eukaryota; Fungi; Ascomycota; Eurotiomycetes; Eurotiales; Aspergillaceae. The transcript is spliced from 6 exons. Bases 1 to 1020 code for a protein of 339 amino acids. The record is from RefSeq and is a predicted model, not a curated record.
AUGCAGGCUCUUGAGGAAAAGAUCGAACGAGCCACCAUGACUAGGAAGCUGCCAGCCACUGUCCUUGCUGCGGCCAGUCGCGAUGGUUCCUUGGAGUACUUCAAACCCUUUGGCAAAAGUCGUUUAGAAGAAGACUCCCCACCAGUCUCGUCUGACACAACGUUCUGUCUCGCCUCUGUCACGAAGUUGGUCACGUCUGUGGCGGCAAUGCAGGUGGUUGAGCGUGGCUUAGUAGGGCUAGAUGAUGACAUUGCUAAAUUUCUACCCGAAUGGAAACAUCCGCAAAUUCUAGUUGGGUUUGAAGGGGAAGAAGACGGAGAGAAGCCUCUUUUGAUUCGAGCGCAGGAUCGGAUCACGUUGAGGCAGCUGUUAUCCCAUACUUCCGGGAUCGCUAGCUUGGACGAGGAAAAGCUAAUGAAAUACUACGCUGUUCUUGGCGAUAGCAGAGGAACCGUACUUAUGCGAUAUUUCAAGAAUGACGACCCUAAAGUCAAAGCAAAGGCAUUAGAGGAAGUUCGGGAGAUGAUGGGUAGUUUGUCGGUUGUGCCACUUUUAUUUGAACCAGGGACAGAUUGGGUGUACGGACAGGGUACCGAUUGGGCUGGCCAAAUCGUUGAGCGAGUCACAAAUAUGACUCUCGAGCAAUACUGCCUCGAAAACAUAUUUAAGCUGCUGGGAAUGACACAUACGACGUACCGUCUCUUGGACAAUCCACAUGUCGCUGCCAACCUUAUGCAUCUGACAUCUCGACGUCCCGAUGGCACUGUCCAACCGUCUGAGAGUGUAUAUCCAAUCAAUCCCAAAGUCGACAUGGGCGGUUCCAACCUAUAUACUUCUGGUACAGAUUUCCUGAAGCUCCUCUCAUCUUUGCUCCGUAACGAUGAGAAGUUACUUCAUCCUGAGACAACCGACCUCAUGUUCGGUUACCGCCUGCCUAACAGAAAGACGUUUGGACAUUUCCGAACUAAUCCCGAACAUCUCGAAGAUAACUUCGGUGACUUAGCUCCCGUCGUGGAUUGA